This is a messenger RNA of Hyla sarda, 3501 nucleotides long. It is a transcript of the gene SOST, whose product is annotated as sclerostin. Gene Ontology annotation, biological process: negative regulation of BMP signaling pathway; ossification; negative regulation of Wnt signaling pathway. Gene Ontology annotation, molecular function: BMP binding. The record is from RefSeq and is a predicted model, not a curated record. Lineage: Eukaryota; Metazoa; Chordata; Amphibia; Anura; Hylidae. The transcript is spliced from 2 exons. The coding region runs from base 204 to 845 and encodes 213 amino acids.
AGUGUUUGGCGAGGAUUAGGAGACCGCUCCUCCCUGUAAUACACCUCUCCAGCAUGAAUGAAGCUGAGACUAAGUCCUUCCUAUCCCUCCAGCCAUUGGCCGUCCCAGCUGGGGAAAAAGAUUUAAAAAAGGAGAACACUUGGUGCCGGAGUAACAUCUUAAUCCUGUGACUGAGCUGGAAGGAGCCUCAGAGGAGCAACAUCAUGUACUUCGCCUUGGCUGCACACUGCGCCCUCCUGCUGAUCCUCGCCGUCCUGGACCCCGUGCUGGGAUGGCCGUCCCUUAAAAACGACGCCACGGAGAUCAUCCCGGGGAUCGUCGAAAAUACGGAGGUCAUCGUAGAAGCCACCAUCCCCAGCGACAACUACACGCUGAACCAAGCCAAGCACGGGGGAAGAUACCUGCACCAGUCCAACGAUCCAACAGAUCCUUCGGAAUUUAGCUGCAGAGAAUUGCGUUCUACUCAGCACAUCACAGAUGGUCCGUGUCGCAGCCUCAAGCCGGUGAAAGAGCUGGUGUGCUCAGGCCAAUACUUACCCUCUCAUCUUCUUCCAAAUUCCAUUGGUCGCGGGAAAUGGUGGCGCCAGAGCUCGAUUGACUACCGUUGUGUGCCCGCUCACAGCCACACCCAACGGGUUCAACUCGUGUGCCCCGACAACGAAGUGCGGACAUACAAGAUCCGAGUGGUGACGUCCUGCCGCUGCAAGAGAUACACUCGCUUCCACAACCAAUCGGAGCUGAAAGAUUUCGGAAAGGACAUAGCCAGGCCCGCGAAGAACAAGAAGCCGCGGCUCGCCAGGCAGAGGAGCAAAUCCAAUCAGCACGAGCUGGAAAAUGCCUAUUAGUUACCUGGAGCCAAGUCAGGGGCUACUUACAUGUCACGUGAGGAUGAGGUAACUGUGUUGACUUACUCAGCACGUACAGAUUAAGUCUGAGGAGUUGCUUAAGGAAUUUAAGAUUAAGGCUGACCCAUUAUCUCCAGAUUAAGACGAACAGGCCACGUAAAAGCCUUUAAAAAAAUAGAAGGACGUGUCUGGAGUAGAGAAGAGAGAAAACUCAGCAUAUUAUCCUGUAAUACUGCAUAUUAUAUUCCAGAGCAUUCAGUUACUUACCGUAUUUAAUGGCGGCCCGCUCGGCUCCCGUGCAGAAGUGGAAGGAAAAGGGUCUGAAAGACUACUGCAGAGUUUUAUAGUAGAAAUGUACAUUUUCGGAGAUUGCAUAAAGUAAAGUGGACUUUGUAACUAACUGCUUGUAUACGCUUUGUACUAUAGCCGAUGAAACAAGGAGAGUGUAUAUAGCUGAAAUUCUAUACAGGAGGAAACAUAAAUUAUAUCUAUAGUGUAUCAAAAUGUAAUUAUUUUCUGCUUUUAUAUAAAGUCUAAUGUAAACCCCUCCCCCCAUUUCAAUAUUGUCCAUUCUUACGAUGGAAAGAAUACAGACAUAAGAGCCCCCCCCCCAUUGAAGAACACGUUAUGGACCCUUGCUAUCCUGUGGCAAAUUGUAGAGUUCCCACCUUCCAAAGGAUAGGGGAUCUGAUCGCGGGGGGGGUCCGGUCCAGCCGAUCUCCGGGCCGCCCUAAGUUACGCCACGCCCCCUCCUUUCAUGUCUGUGGGAGGGGGUGUGGCGACUGUGAUCGCCAGUCAUCCGGCAGGGAGUGGAGUUUGCUCCAUGCAUCGGAUGACUGGGGUGCCGCGGCAGAGAACGUGGGCAUUCCCAACGGCCGCACCCCCCACAAUCAGACAAGUUGUGCCCUAUCCUUUGGAUAGGGGAUAACAUGUCUAGUGUUGGAGUACCCCUUUAAGUAAUUAAGAUCCAUAAAAACCUACAUUUUAUUUACCAUAAGGCGUGCAAGAGCAAAAAUGAGUUUUAAUGAGAGUGACCAUUUAAGGUUUGUGUAAAGUUUUAGGAUAACAUCUCAACUUCACGAGUGCAGUAGAACAUCUAAACACGCCAGGGAUCAAGAUGUGGUUGGCGGCAACUAAACCCUAUCCAGGACCUUCCAUAAUUGAAAUAAAAUAAGAUUAGAGCUUACUGUCAUCAUCUUUAAAGGGGCGCUCCAUCCCUAAACAUUGUAUCCCCUAGCUAAAGGAUAGGGGAUAAGAUGUCUGAUCGUGAUCUCCGUGCAGCACACGGCAUUGUGAUGUGAGUUUUAUAACUCACAUCAGAAAAAAUGUAUACUUUGAUGUCUUUUGCCAAUGAGAUUUUAAUGGACGUUAAAAUGGCACACAACAAGGCUAGGCCUACACUUUAAAAUAGUUGUUUUACUUAGACAACCCCUUUGCAUUGAAUUUAAUAGAGGUCCUCCAUUUGGGGCACCACUCCGUUGGCCAUAGUGGAGCUCCAUCUCAAAAAGCAUCUAAAGUAUCCAUACCAUGUACUCCAGCAAAAAUUUACUUAUCCCCUAUCCACUGGAUAAGCGAUGAGUAGCUGAUCACGGGGGCCUGACUGCUGGCCCGCCCCCCCUGCGAUCAGCGGGACGGGACCCCUGCACUCUCAGUACUAGUAGACGACACGCGCGCCAUUCAUUUCUAUGGGAGUGCCAAGGAUGUACUCGGGUCUUUUUGGCGCUCCCAUAGGAAUGAAUAGAGCGCGUGCCGGCUGCAGCAUGUGCUACUCGCUGAGUGCCGGGGCCCGUCCCAGUGAUCACGGGGGGCCACAGCGGUCAGAUGUCCUGUGAUCAGCUACCUAUCCCCUAUCCUGUGGCCUAUCCUGUAGGUUAUUUAUCGACGGAGAUCUCCUUUAAGGGGACUAUGAAUGUUUCCCUCCACCCGUGGUCAGAAGGGUAUCUGAAUUGGAUAGAUUCUUUAAAAGGGUUACUGUUCCGAACAUUGGAGCACGUGCCGGGAGCUCGUGAGGUCAUAGCCCCACCCCCGCAUGAUGUCCUGCCCCGCCCCCUCAAUCAAGACUUGCAUUGAGGGGGCGGGGCGUGACGUCAUGAGGGGGUAGGGCUAUGACAUCACGAGCUCCUGGCGCCGGCUCCAGCGUUCGGAACAGUUUGUAGUACCCCUUUAAGAUUUGCCUUUGGCAAAGCAUACAUUAGCUGUGAGAUAUAAGACACUGCAACUUGUGGUGUUCAUGGCUAACCUUUUGGUAUGGCGCCAAACAGCAUUAUUCUAGAGAGAACAAUUGGAUAUGCAAUAUACACAGACGCUUUGAAUCUUAUAUUUAUAAAGUCAUUUUUUUUUAAGAAAUAAAGUUUUUUUUCUAAAGAAUAGAAAAUAUGGACGUCAAGUAUAGAAAGCCCCAUCCUACAGCAAUAGUUGACGGUUAUUGUGGAGUAGGCGCAAUUCUUAGUCAGUCUUCUGGCUUCAUGUCUUGAGCUUCAUGUCUUCCCAUUAUGUUAUCAUUGGUUUAAGAGAUGGAUUAUGUAUUUAUUUCUCUGUUAUUUAUUAAUGUAUACAUGUUGUACUGUAUAGAAAGAAACAGAAUAUUGCCUUAAAAUAUUUGAAUAAUAUCCCAGAUAUUUUGAUCUAUUGUCAAUAAAUCUUUGAUUAAACUCGA